GUAUACAUUUUAGAACAAUGCUCUAUUUGUGGUGAUAACGCUGAUGGUUAUCAUUAUGGUGUCUUAUCAUGUCGUGGUUGCAAUGCAUUCUUUCGACGAGCUGUUUUACUUGGUGUAAAAUUUCAUUGUCGUCGAGGAGGUACAUGUCGAGUCGAUAAAAAUGCUCGAUGUGCAUGUCGUGCAUGUCGUUUCAAGAAAUGUGAACAAAUGGGAAUGGAUCGAAAAGGUAUUUAUUAA
Loa loa (African eye worm) is the source of this 237-nucleotide messenger RNA. RefSeq lists its product as hypothetical. Gene Ontology annotation, molecular function: zinc ion binding; nuclear receptor activity; RNA polymerase II cis-regulatory region sequence-specific DNA binding. The transcript is spliced from 2 exons. Lineage: Eukaryota; Metazoa; Nematoda; Chromadorea; Rhabditida; Onchocercidae. Gene Ontology annotation, biological process: regulation of transcription by RNA polymerase II; cell differentiation; anatomical structure development. The annotation marks the transcript as partial. The record is from RefSeq and is a predicted model, not a curated record.